AUGGUAAAAACAAUCAAAGUAAUUGGUUGUGCUGGAGUUGGCGCUAUACUUAUCCUCCUGCUGCCACUGUGCCUCCUCCGUACCGAGAGGCCAUUGAAUGGUAAUGGCACCCACUCACUGGCCAGCAAUUCCGCUCCUCCUGCUCCUAUGGCUCCUGCUUCUCCUCCUCCAGUUGAAACGACAACAGAGUCAAUGAGACGACUGCACCGCCAAAAGCGCUACCUGCUCUUCCCGGAGGGCUCCUCCUUCCAACUGGUGUUCGACAUCAUCAUCCCCAUCAUAGACUACACUAACUACGCCAUCCUGGGCAUCACCUGCUCCGUGGCCUGGGAGCUGCCCAGUAAGCCGCCCAGCGAGCUGAUUGAAAACGUGCUUACUCGAAUCAACGACGGCACCAUCGGCACUGUCCGGCGGAAUGGCAGCGCCCCCGAACCUGAACCAGGUACACCACAGGCGUUCCUGCCUCAUCCUCCCCAGCAGCUGGACAACGGGAGCCCUGUUAAUUGGCAGGCAGUCCACGCACCGCCAUCGAAUCCAUUGGCAUAUGCGGCCAAUGACCAUGGCCGCCAUUCGUACUACACGAAUAUCCAGCGAAAUAUCCCUGACGCAUUCCCAUAUGCAAAUGCGAAUGCGAAUGUUGAUGCGGAUGCAAAUGCGAGUGGACAGCAGCGACAGGAGCCGAUGCCUGCUAAUUGGGAUGCGCGGCAGUCGGUGGGAAAGUGGCAGCAAAAGGGAGCUGGAGCAGGAGCAGGAGCUGCCGGUUUGGGUGUGGACAACUGGUGGACACGAAACGGGCAGCGGGUACAGCAGAACUGGCGUGAAAAGCAGCGCAUGUGGGGCCCUUCAAAGUGGAACUCUGGUUAUACCCAACGUCCACGGCAAAUACUACAGUCCCCACCAAAGCAUCAUAUAUAUCCUGUUUUUGCCAGGCGCCGGAGACGACGAAGUCCUGAAAUCGCCGAGGAUUUUCACUUUGAGCGCUUCCACCUGCAGCAUCACCUCAGUUCCCGCCAGUUACUCCUCGGCAAGAUCGAGCGUCUGUACAAGUCGCGACGACUGAAUGGCACCUCCUGCGUGCAGAGAGCCCUCUGCGAAUCCGCUCAAAGGCAGCAAAGGAUUGGGGAUGAGCCUCAGAGCUUUAUAAUGGAACUCCUUUCGGCCAUCUUUCAGCUGCCCAGCGGCGAGGACAUCCACGAGCCUGCGGACCUUGAGCUUAUGAUGUCACCACACUAUCUGGAGGCACAUAAGCAAAAGGGAAACUGCCGGCAGCUAUACAGUGACUGCAGUCACACAUUUUGGUCUGAAUAA
This is a messenger RNA of Drosophila serrata, 1308 nucleotides long. RefSeq lists its product as uncharacterized. NCBI's taxonomy places the organism in Eukaryota, Metazoa, Arthropoda, Insecta, Diptera, Drosophilidae. The record is from RefSeq and is a predicted model, not a curated record.